This is a messenger RNA of Protopolystoma xenopodis, 468 nucleotides long. The record is from the annotation of a GenBank genome assembly. NCBI's taxonomy places the organism in Eukaryota, Metazoa, Platyhelminthes, Monogenea, Polystomatidea, Polystomatidae.
AUGUCCGCAGACAUAGGACAAAAUGUUUUGGAUUCUCAGCUAGACCCAAAUAACGAUUUUAUAUCUAUUAAAUCAAAAUUGCUUUCAUGUGAUAUUGAAAAGGACUUUAAUCUGUUGGCCUCUGUAGAAAAUGAAGAAGAAAUUAGUUUGGAUGAAGGAAUUGAAGCUCCACUUCCGGAUAUACUGUACAUUAAUUUCUGCUUCGAACAAUCUGGUAUUGGACUAUGUUCAGAGGAGUCCUUCCGCAUUUAUAUAGCUCUUAAGCAAUUAGUUGACACUUAUCCAAUUAAAUCUUUACGCUUUUGGGGAAAAAUAUUUGGAACACAUCAAAAUUAUUAUAUAGCUGAAACUGAAUUCGCGGAAGGUGAUAUUGAAGAUGAGGCCGAGUCGUCUGGUGAGCCUGACGAGAGUGAAGUGGAAAAAAAUGCUGACGAAGAAGAAGGUAAUGAAGCAGAACUGCUAGGAUAA